Octopus sinensis (East Asian common octopus) is the source of this 828-nucleotide messenger RNA. RefSeq names its product general transcription factor II-I repeat domain-containing protein 2A-like. Lineage: Eukaryota; Metazoa; Mollusca; Cephalopoda; Octopoda; Octopodidae. The coding region runs from base 1 to 828 and encodes 275 amino acids. The transcript has 2 exons. The record is from RefSeq and is a predicted model, not a curated record.
AUGGAGAGUGACGAAUGGGUUUGUGAUUUUGCAUUUGCUGUGGACAUAAUGCAGAAGCUGAAUGAACUUAACACAAAACUGCAAGGCAAAGGUAUAUUUGCUCAUGAAUUGUACCUGGAAGUGAAAGGUUUUCAAUGGAAGCUUGGACUUUUUGCCAAGCAGCUGAAUGAGCAAACAUUUAUUCACUUCCCUCUGCUGAAAACACAGUCUGUUACACAAGAAUCAUCGGACAAGUACAGUUCCCAGUUGAUGGCUUUACAAAAGGAAUUCAUUAGAAGAUUUGCUGAUUUCAAGGCAGUUGAAGGCCUGUUCGAUUUGCUUAACUCACCUCUUGCCUGUGACAUUGAAACAACUACCGAGGAACUGCAGAUAGAACUGAUUCAUUUGCAAGCCGACAAUUCUUUAAAUAUGAUGUUUGAAAGUAAACCACUGUUCGAGUUUUAUGCUUCUCUACAUUCAAAAAUGUUUCAAAAUCUAAAAAAAAGUGCAAGAAACGUGUUUUUGUUGUUUGCAUCAACUUACAUAUGUGAGCAGACUUUCUCCAUCAUGAAAAUUAACAAGGGGAAGAAUCGAUCACUUCUCACAGACUCAAAUCUUCAGUCAGUGUUAAGAAUCAGCACAAGCAAUUUGACACCUAAUUUUGACAAACUGACACAGCCACCAACAGAAGCAACGGCAACUGUCUCUGCUGCAUCAACACACCAAAUAUCAACAGUUGUAAGAGGAUGUAGGACACGGUCUCUAAAAGUAUUAGCGAUGCCAACAGUUGAAUUACCAAUAUUCCACAAUAGUUACGCAGCCACAACUAAUAUCGAUACCAUCACUUAA